AAUAUUUUGCAAAUAUUCCCUUUUAUUAAAAGUUUCAGAUUGGAAGGUCGGAAUGUCGACGGGGAAGGAUGCUAAGGUUGGAGACAGGGUAGAGCUCGCGGAGAAGGAUUGCGCGGGGAAGAUCGCGUAUAUUGGGUCAGCCCAAUUUUCUGGAGGAAAAUGGUAUGGAGUCAUUCUUGAUGAACCGAAGGGAAAGAAUAAUGGAACUAUUGGUGGAAAAAAAUACUUCACAUGCGAGCCGGGACAUGGGGUGUUUGUUCGUGUUUCACAGAUAACGGCGGUGUUGCCAGGUUCGAAUGAGAAUUCUCCUGGCAAGAAGACUCCAAAUAAAGUCCCCAGCAGGGAAAACAGUAUGAGUAAUCUAACUCAGAGACAGAAAAGUGAUCUGGCCAGAUCUGCUAAAAAAGAUGCUUCUGCAACUCCUAAACGUCAGCAGAGUGACUUCAACAAGCCCAGUGAGGUCAGCGAGCAAAUGGAAACUGUCAAGGAGGGGGAGGAAGAUCCUGGAAUACAAGUUGGAAGUAAACUAAUUCAACCUAGAAGUCGUCUUCCUUUACCAGGAGCUGGCCGGCAGCCAUCUUUCACAAAUAUAACACGGAAAAGUGUGGACAAUACUCCUAAACCAGAGAAACAACCUUACCAAAGAGAACGAUCGUUUGUCGAGACAAAUUUCGUUCAAACUCCUCGUUCUACAAAUGUGACCCAGAUACUGCCAGAACGGAAUCCUACUCCAGGGGCCCGGAGUUCUUCUAAUUCUAGUGCUAGUGCAAGUCCAUCGCUAAGCACCGUUAUGCUCUCAGAGAAAAUGGAGGAAAAGGUUCAAAACAUUCAGCUACAACAGGAGAUCAAUAAUUAUAAGGACGAGAUAAGAGACUUAGGAGAGAAGCUGGAGACCUUGAAGGUGAAGAGAGCCCAGGACAAGGAGAAGAUGAAGGACUUUGAGAAGAUUCUUCUUCAGAACGAACAGUUGAUCGAGUUUAAGUCUCGUAUUAUGGAAUCCCAGUCUACGCUGCAGAAGGAGUUACAGAAGGCCAAGCAUGAUGCUAGGGAGGCUGUGGAGGCCAAGGAUCGUCAUGCCGAAGAGAUGUCUGAUCUCAGCGAAACUGUUGAGAUGGCCACCCUAGACAAGGAGAUGGCGGAGGAGAAGGCAGAGACCCUUCAGCUUGAGCUUGACGCAGCGAACGAGAGAAUCGAGGAGUUAACCCUUGACCUCGAAAUCAUCAAGGCUGAGAUUGGGCAGGACGGGAAGAUGCGGGAGGACGGCGGUGUAACGACUUUCGAGCUUAAGGCUCUUCAAGCUCAGAACGAGAAGCUGCGUGAGACCCUGGUCUCUAUGCGAGAUCUGUCGGCUCAUGAGAAGCAUGAGAUCACGAAGCUCACCAAGGAUUUGGAGGAGAAGGUGGCAGAGCUGGCGGUGAAAACGAAGGAUCUUGAGAAGUUGUCCCGUCAGGUUGAGGAUAUGGAGCAAACCAUCUCCGAUCUACAGGAGCAGGUUGAUGCUGCUCUGGGUGCUGAGGAGAUGGUGGAGAACUUAACCACAAAAUGUUUAGAUUUGGAGGACAAGGUUGUUCUCCUUAUGGAGGAAAAAGCCGACCUCGAGGCCCUGCAUGAUAUUAACGAGGAGAUGCAGGAGAAUGCUCGAGAAAUAGAGUUGGAACUCCGUGAGGAGAUUGAUAUGACCCAGGCGAAAAUCCGGGAACUCACCCGGGAGAAGGAAGCGUCGCAUGAAGUCGUCUUCGAUCAUGAAAAUACAAUCGCUAAGUUUCGCACUUUUGUCUCCCAGGUUCAAGAGCAAAAUAAACAGCUACGGGAGGCUCUAGAGAAGGAAACGAGCAAACCCGUAUCUGGCGCGAUGGGUGUAUCUCACGAGAUGCUGGACUUCAAGAAAAUGUUUGCCGAGACCAAGGCCCACGCCAAGGCGAUCGACGUCGAGCUGCGGCGGUUGGAAAUCCAGGAAGCAGGGAAUCAUGUCAAGUAUCUGAUGGCGUACAUGGGAGAAUCUUUCCUUUCCAGAGGGGGUGACUAUGAAGCUAUUCAGGUGAUGCUACUGGUGCCCCGACUAGUCUGUAAGUCUGAUAUUCUCCACGGACAGAUCAAGGCUCUCUUCCAACCUCCGGAGAAGAUUGAUUCUAACUCCGUCCUUAAAGGUCACACUGUUGACAGACAUGUGUUUGGUAGUCGGAUGAUUCAUCUUCUCUAUUCCUUGGAUAAAACUUUACACCAGUUCAACCAUGCUCUAAACACGUGUUCAGUUGAAACUAUGAUGAGGGUCGGGACACUUUACCCAGAGAUGACGGUACAUGAGAAGGGGCUGGAUUUCUACCUGGACCUGCUGCAUAAAGGUCAACUGGACGAGAAUAUUCACCUGGUCAACCUGGAGAAGACGGUAAACUACUUUAACACCAUCUACCCGAUCCACCUGGGGGACUUGAAGACCAACUGCGGGAUCUUCCUCACAGAUCACGUGAAGAUCUUCCUGGCUGGAUUAGAUAAUCUCAGGUGUGAGGUGCAGAGAAUCCGCGUGAUUAUGGACGUGAAGGCGGAGAGCUCCGAGGUUGGGAUCCUCCUCAAGACCCUGGAGAACCAGGUCAAGGAGUUUGAGGCAACCGUCAAGAAUGUUAAACGCCGUCUUCCUCAGGACGGGUCCCAAGGUCCCAUCACGUUCCCUGAAAGUGUUGGCGUUACAAUCACCCAGUGCGCCACCAACCUGGCGCAGGUGAUUAAGGUCAUGGAUACCUUCGGGAAGGCCGCGAUGGUACUUGCCAUCUCUGAUCCAGAUUCAGGAGUUCCAGGACCUAAACUCCACGAGGCUCUCCUGGAUGCUAUUGAAGCUAGAGUAGAGGGAGGAGAACAGAGUCUAGAGUUUAUUUCAAAAAGUUUGGCUCUAGCACUUGCUAAACUUGGUGUGAUAGCAACGGCUAUACAGAACGGUGAAUAUGAUUUCGACGGUACGCGGGAGGAGAAGGGAGUUCAGCCAAUCUUUAUCCGAGCAGAAGCUGUCAAGGCGGAGAUUAAAGAAGCAACAGGUUUGAAGUAUAAAUUGGAAGCGAAGGAUAUGGAUAUCAAGGAGCUAAAGAAGCUCGUCAAGAUGAAACAGGACGAGCUCUCCGAGAUGCAGGUUCGGAAGGAUUUACUUGAGAAGAAACUUUCUGAUACUAAUAGAGAUAGUGAUCUGAUGGUAGAAAAACUACAGAGGAAGCUGGAUGAUGCCAACAACUUGUUGUUGAGGAAAAAUAAGGAGUUUGACGAGACAUUAGAUUCCCUUCAGGCGGACAUUGACAGUCUUGAAUCGGAGCGAGGUGUUCUCAAGGACAAAAUGACCCAAAUGUCUAAAAAGGCAUUGAUCCAAGGACUCUCCAAGUCCCAGAAUCUGGAGGGACCGAUUAGCCUUGGUCCAAGUAUUCCUAGUCCUGUACGGGACUCACCGCUACUUGUACAACAAGUGGCAGAUAUGCGGGCAGCUGUACAUAGUCUGCAGUACAGUAGAGCCAGGAUUCAAGGCCAGGAUAUGAGGGAUAGAUUAAGCAAGCUAAAACCUAUAAAAGUACCAAAGAGAAUAAUUGGAGAAACUACGGAAAAGGGUGAUAAGGGGAAAGAAAGUAAUUCUGAACUUGGUGAUUUAAUGAGGAGAUGUAAUACGGCGCGAAGCUCCCUGUUUUCUCUUCUCUGUUCCCAGGAGGUUGUUGAUAUCACAAGAACCAAGGCUGGAGUCUCUAAGCUAAACCACAAGGACUAUGCUCUGAUAGGACGGAUAAAGUUAGGACAAGAACCUAACCAAGCAGAGAAUGGAUCUGUUCCACUAAUCUUAAACCUGGAACAGCUCAAGCAAAUUCAUUCAACCAUCAUGGUUUGA
Eurytemora carolleeae is the source of this 3853-nucleotide messenger RNA. Its product is annotated as dynactin subunit 1. The record is from RefSeq and is a predicted model, not a curated record. NCBI's taxonomy places the organism in Eukaryota, Metazoa, Arthropoda, Copepoda, Calanoida, Temoridae. The transcript has 31 exons. Bases 53 to 3853 code for a protein of 1266 amino acids.